GGGUGAGUCUAAAUAAAUAAAUCGGAGAAGAAGAAGAAAUAACAAGUGCCUGACUUUCUCUCUACGACACAAAUCGAAGGCUUCUCUCUCUCUACUUUUCGACACAAUGGUUCUCGAGGCGACUAUGAUAUGCAUCGAUAACUCCGAGUGGAUGCGAAACGGAGAUUACUCUCCGUCUAGGUUACAGGCUCAAACGGAAGCUGUUAAUCUUCUAUGCGGGGCGAAAACCCAGUCGAAUCCGGAGAAUACGGUGGGGAUUUUGACUAUGGCAGGGAAAGGAGUUAGAGUUUUGACAACGCCUACCUCUGAUCUUGGCAAAAUUUUGGCGUGUAUGCACGGCCUCGAUGUGGGAGGAGAGAUUAACUUAACAGCAGCGAUCCAGAUUGCUCAGCUAGCUCUUAAGCAUCGGCAAAACAAGAAUCAACGCCAAAGGAUUAUUGUUUUUGCUGGAAGUCCAAUCAAGUAUGAAAAGAAGGCCUUGGAGAUAGUUGGGAAAAGGCUCAAAAAGAAUAGUGUCUCUCUUGACAUUGUCAAUUUUGGAGAAGAUGAUGAUGAGGAAAAGCCUCAGAAACUGGAGGCCCUCUUGACAGCUGUGAAUAACAACGACGGUAGCCACAUUGUCCAUGUUCCAUCUGGAGCCAAUGCCCUCUCAGAUGUGCUGCUCAGCACACCUGUAUUCACUGGUGAUGAGGGUGCAAGUGGGUAUGUUUCUGCGGCAGCUGCUGCGGCAGCCGCAGGUGGGGACUUUGACUUUGGUGUGGAUCCAAAUAUCGAUCCAGAGCUUGCUCUCGCCCUUCGCGUUUCCAUGGAGGAGGAGAGAGCAAGGCAAGAGGCUGCUGCUAAGAAGGCAGCGGAUGAGGCAGGACAGAAAGACAAAGACGGAGAUACAGCUUCUGCCUCACAGGAGACGGUUGCUAGGACAACUGAGAAGAAUGCUGAACCAAUGGAUGAGGACAACGCAUUGCUAGAUCAGGCAAUUGCUAUGUCGGUAGGUGAUGUAAACAUGUCAGAAGCGGCGGAUGAGGACCAGGAUUUGGCUUUAGCUCUGCAAAUGUCAAUGAGUGGGGAGGAGUCAAGUGAAGCUACAGGUGCUGGAAACCUCUUAGGAGAUCAAGCUUUCAUAUCAUCUGUUCUCUCAUCGCUUCCAGGGGUAGAUCCAAAUGAUCCGGCGGUUAAAGCGCUGCUAGCGUCUCUGCCAGACGAAUCAAAGCGUAACGAGGAGGAAGAGAGUAGUAGCAAAGGUGAGGAUGAGAAGAAAUGAAGAAGGGGAAGAAGACAUAUCAUCAAUGGCUCUCAAUAAAAUUUCUCUCGUCUCUUUGGUUUGAUAGAGAGAUUUUAUGAGACUGAUGAAGAGCAACUCUUAUUAUUCUCUCUGUCUUACGAUAUGUAUGACUUUUGUUUCGUCUCUCGCUUUUUCUUUAAUCCCUUAUAUAUUAUUAUUAGAUUUUAACUUUACAUCGCCACAUUUUUUACAAGAUUUUCAGGAUUUGUCAACUCUUUAAAUCCCAACAAACCGAUCCCAAUAAA
Molecule: messenger RNA, 1527 nt
Organism: Eutrema salsugineum
Lineage: Eukaryota; Viridiplantae; Streptophyta; Magnoliopsida; Brassicales; Brassicaceae
Product: 26S proteasome non-ATPase regulatory subunit 4 homolog
Exons: 10
Coding region: 107-1261 (384 amino acids)
Biological process (GO): proteasome-mediated ubiquitin-dependent protein catabolic process
Cellular component (GO): cytosol; proteasome regulatory particle, base subcomplex; nucleus
Molecular function (GO): polyubiquitin modification-dependent protein binding
Source: RefSeq, a predicted model, not a curated record